UUAAUGCUGGAUAAUGCAUUUUACAGAAAUUCACUUAAUGUUCCUUAGAUAUCAUUUUCUCGAGGUAAAUCUUCUUGAAAAAGAUAGCAAUUAAUUUGGACCCAUUAAUCUUACGUAUAUCGCAUUGUAUAUAUCGCUGUCACAUUAUCCAAGUUUAUCAUGUAUCACAUUUUUCCUCCUAACGGUGCAGCCCUAGUGGUCAUUCUUAAUUAGUUUAUUCCUCAGAAAUUCUUAAAAACAAUUAAAUAGGCUAAUAUUUAAUAUAGUGUGGCAGAGAAAAAGGAAAAGAGACUUGUUGAAUGAGGUAAUAAUGUUAUUUUGCCUAUAUUACCAUUCUGAUUUUCUCGCAUUUUCAUAAUGACAACAUUUUGAAUAUUAUCCUUGCAAUAUGUCCCUACCAACCUUCAAACAAAACCUACGCCCAUGUAUCUGUUUAUACAGGAAUGACAUUUGUUUAAUGCAUGCACAAAUGUUUCUCAGUCCUAAGAGAUACAAAAUUACAGAAAAGAAUUACUGUGCAAUUACAGUGCAAGAGCCUUGCAUGUCACUAUAUGACACUAAAAGCACCUCCAGCAUCUGUUAAGAGACAUGGCAGAUAAAAUAGUCACUGCCACUCUUUGAAUAUUAUCGUAUUUGUUUAAUCGCAAUAUGUUUUUAUUCUACUUUUUAAAAUAUUAGUGUACUUGCACUACAUUACACUACAUUAAUUACACAUUACACUUAUACUGUUCUACAUUUAGACCACCUAACCCAGUGGUUCCCAACCCUGGUCCUGGAGUACCCAAAAAACUGCACAUUUUGGAUUUCUCUCUUAUCUAACACACCUGAUUCAACUCAUCAGCUUGUUUUUAGGCUCCAUGAGCAGAAAUGGGUGUGUCAAGUGAGGGACUAAAAUGUUCAGUUUUGGGAGUAUUCUGGGACCAGGGUUGAGGCCAUAAUCCAACCCCUACUCCUUAAACUAAACACUUAUCAGCAAUAACACAGAGAUAAAAGUAUGACAUAAAGCACUAUAAAAGUAUUCCAGCAUUGUGUGAGGAACAGAGUUAAAGUUUUUAUCCCUAAUAAUCUUCCCCCUACAUGAAUGCUGUCACAUCACAUCCAAAAGAUCCAUCUAAACUUGAGCUUGUCUAAAUCACUGAAAACAAGUUUUGCAGGUUUCUCUUCUAAACAUUUCAAUAAAUGUAAUUAUCUGAAAAGCACAGUCUACUAAAGUACACCAUGUAGGAUCAGUGUAAACCAAUCAAGUGUUAAACAGCAGUGCAAAAUGUUUUUUUGCUGCUUGUUAAAUUUACUCAAUUAAAAUUAGCUAAUGCAGGGGUUUUCAAAGUCAAAGAAUGUGGGCCACCCAGUGCCCAGUGUGUGUGUGUGGGGUGUGUGUGUGUGUGUGUGUGCGGGUACGGGUAUGUGUGUGUGCGGGUACGGGUGUGUGUUUGCUGGUAUAGGUAUGAAUGUGUGUGUUUGUGUGUGGGGGGUUUGGGUGUGAAUGUGUGUGUGGGUGUGUGUGCGGGUACAGGGGUGUGGGAGUGUGUGUGUGUGUGUGUACGUGUGUGUGUGUGUGUGUGCGGGUACAGGUGUGUAUGUGCGGGUACAGGGGUGUGGGAGUGUGUGUGUGUGUGUGCGGGUACAGGUGUGUAUGUGCAGGUGUGUAUGUGUGUGUGUGCGGGUGUGUAUGUGUGUGCGUGUGGGUGGGUGUGUUUGUGUGUAUGAGUGUGCGGGUACAGGGGUGUGUGUGUGUGUGCAGAUGUGUAUCUAUGUGCGUGUGCAGGUAUGGAUGUGUGUGUGUCUGUGUGUGUGUGUGUGCGGGUACGGGUACAGGUGUGUGUGUGUGCGCGAGUACUGGUGUGUGUGUGUGUGUGUGUGUGUGUGUGUGCCAUGUCAGAUAUGCGCAGACCCACUGUGUUGUCAUAGAGUGGAAUAGAAUCAAGCUUAGAGGCUCCUACCAUCAAGGAACACAUAUCUUUUGCUGCCAGAAGAAUCAAUGUCUCUCUGAUGUUAUGUGCUUUGUCCGCCUUGGCAAUAUGCAGCGCAAGGUGAUAUGAAGCUUCAGUGGCCUUUACAUUUAUUUUGACAAAUUCUCCAACAAUUCUCUUUUUCCCGCUACCUCAGCAUGCUUGGUGUCAGUGUCUAUGGAGUUUAACAGGUUGCAUGCAGUCAUUAGCUAAAAUCUCCCGACAUACAACACCUAAAGAUCGUGGUGCAUUAACUGAACCUGUCUAUGUAAAUCCUAAACUUAAAUACUGCUCAUCGUGUUGUUGUCUUUUGAGUCUGACCCCUGAAAUGGAAGGAUUCGAAUUUGGUUGUCUCAGAAGCUCCAUUGUAAUUACAGACUAAUACGUCACGCACAAACUUGCCGCAAAUUCACCACUUUCACAUUUUCAUCUGCAAAUUAGCUUGCGAUUCACGCAAAUGUUUGCCGGAUGUUUGCAGCUCUUCACUGGUACUGGUGAACCUCUACAAACUUCUAGUGACAAUGAAGAGUUUGCUGCAAAGUUAAUUUGCAUUUGAAAGUUAUGAGCGGCAAGUUUGCGGCAACUUCAUUAUAUGACCUCGACAUAUGAUUUCAUGCUGAUCGUUUUCUGAUGCCCUUUGCGUCAGUCUAUUGACAACAAAGUUUUCUCAUUGCAAACAAUGCGAUUUCUGGCCAUGUCAGAAUACAGAUGCUAGAGGGUGCUUUCGGCAUCCAUAUAGUGAUGUGCAAGGCUCUUAUACAAACAGUAGUAUUUGAUGCCUUGUGUGUGAGAACACGUUGCUUCACAGAGUUUGCCUUAUUUGGAUUGAGCUGCUCUAUGGAGAAAUUAGAGUUGCCAUCUUUAAAUGAUUUUAAAUCCAGUCUUAAAACAUUUUUAUUAUAAAUAAUAUUAAUAAGAAUAUAAAUAAUGAUAACAAAAAGUUGUGUGAAGCUAACUUUAAAAGCAAUAUAAAGUAUAAAUAGGUCAAAUGUAUCAUUAGGCCUAUUACAAAAGUCAAACUGGAUAAAAACAAGGAUUUGAUUCAUGACUUCCAUUGUGGUUAAACAAAGUCAUUUCAUGUCCAAAUAAACAGUGUUGUGUAAAAGACUGGAGACAUGUCAAACAUUUAAAUUAAUUAUUUUAUUCUCAACUUCAUUUUCUUAUUCAAAGUUGCCCUUGAAUCAGAUGAGCAGAUGCAAAUUACUAUCAGAGCAUUUACACAUUUUAGGUGUCACUAAAGAAUAAUCAAACAAGCAGCUUGUCUCUGUUGAGCAUCUAUAUUGAAAAUGAAAGCUAAUUGCAAACAUUUUAAAUAAAAAAAAAAAUACAAUUAUCCAUAUAAUAAAUCAUUCUUUUAUGUAUUGGUAUUGGUCAUAAAAGAAGACCACUAUGAUAUCAAAGCAGAAGUCCAAUACGACGAUUGUGUGGCAGCAGUGCAAUUAAUAAAAUCAAGCAGAUAUGGUUCAGGCCUUCAGUUAAUGUUCACAUCAACCAUCAGUAUGGGGAAAAAAUGUCAUCACAGUAUUAUUAUAAUUUUUUCACACACAACAGUCUCAAGAGUUUUCUCAGAAUGGUGCUAAAAACAAAAAACAUCCAGUGAGCGGCAUUUCUGUGGAUGUAAAUGCCUUGUUGAUGAGAGAGGUCAACGGAGAAUGGCCAGACUUGGUCGAGCUGACAGAAAGUCUACAGUAACUCAGAUAACCGCUCUGUACAAUUGUGGUGCAAAACAAAAAUAGACUUUUGACAUGUCGGGUUCCACUUCUGUCAACCAAGUACAGAAAGCUGAGGCUACAGUUGGCACAGGCACACCAAAACGGAACAGUUGAAUACUGGUAAAACAUAGCCUGGUUUGAUGAAUCUCGAUUUCUGCCGAGGCACAUAGAUGGUAGGGGCAGAAUUUUGCGCUAACAGCAUGAAUCCAUGGACCCAACCUCCCUUGUGUCAACAGUCCAAGCUGGAGGUGGUGUAAUGGGGUGGGGUAUGUUUUCUUGAAAACACUUUGGGCCUAUUAAUACCAGUCAAUCAUUGCUUGAAUGCCACAGUCUAUUUGAGUAUUGUUACUGACCAUGUGCAUCCCUUCAUGUGCAGCUGACAAAUCUGCAAAAAUUCUGUGAAGCGAUGUGACUGUAUAACAUUUUCAUAUCACAAUAAUUUCUGAAGCAUUUAUCACGGUACAUGUAUUAUCACGGUAUUGUAUUGAAUUGUAAAACAGGUUGAAAGAUAAAUAAAAUGUAUUGUUGUUCUUAGUUACAAGAUUUAGAUAGACGUUUUAAAUUAAAAGAACACAAAGAAAGUAAAUUUGCAAAGUUCAAACCAUAUAAGAUUCAAAAAGACCUGGUGGCUUUCAAAAGUCCAAUGCUUUUAUUUUGCAUUCCUCUAAUUUAUUACUUUAGUUUAUUUUCAUUACAAAUGAACAAGUAACAACAAUAGUAACAUUUUGAGGGAAAAGUUUAAUUGAAAAUGAAACAUGAAUUUUUGAGUUUCCUAGUAAUUUGGCAUGUCAUCCUAUUACUGUAAGAGUUAGUGUUGGGAAUGUUGAUUUAUUGAUGGAAAUGCUACAGUGCAUUCAGAAGAUGUAAACAAUUUGGUUAAAAGGUUAUCUAGAUAUUUUCAUGGUAUUUUGAAAUGCUCACGAUAACAAUAUUGUGCAUGUUAAUUAUUGAAUUUCUAACAUCUUUUUGAAUCCAUGCCAUGAAGAAAUUAGGCCCUACCCAGUAUUAGUAUAUUGAUCUUAAAGGAAUGGUUCACCCAAAAAUAAUAAUACUGAGAUAUUUUUUUAUUUAUUUUUGGGUGAACCAUUCCUUUAAGAUCUAUAUGCUAAUACUUAUGCCAUCCCAGAUGUGUAUGACUGUCUUUCUUCAGCGGAACACAAAUUAAGAUUUUUAGAAAAAGCGUUGAUGCUCUGUUGGUCCUUAUAAUGUAAGUAAACAGGUGCCAUUAGGCUGCUGGAUAUUUGAUGGUCUAAAAGGCUUAUUUAGGCAGCAAAAAAAUUAUCCACACGACUCCAGUUGAUCAAUUAAUGUCUUCUGAAUAGAUUCUUGUAAAAAAUAAAUAGAUAAUUCAAACAUUAUGAAAAUGGAUUCCUGCCAGCAGUCGGCACAUCAGUGAUGUAAGGUUUUAAUUAUGGAUUUUUUUCUUACACCAGCCAAGUCCUUGUGGUGGUGUAGUGACUUGCCUCAAUCCAGGUGGCGAAGGACGAAUCUCAGUUGCCUCCGUGCCUGCCUACUAUACCAUUAACGUUACAAGUUUAGGGAAAUUAUGAAAUUUUAUGAGAGGACCAAAUAUAUAUAUAUAUAUAAAACGUCUGUAGGCUAUGUAAAUCAUAAACAGGACUCAAGCGUCCGAUGAUCUGCAUUGCGUCUUACACAAAGUCUCAUAAAUAAAACAAAUAUAGAUGCAUCAAAAAUAAGUACUUGAAAGUGUCACGGUCUCGCUCACCUGCACCGUGUCUCAUGUCGUCUGCACCGUGUUUCGUGUCGUCCGCCCCGUGUUUUCUGUUUCACCCGUCACUAGUCACUUUCCAUGUCACGCUCCCUUGUUGUCCGCCCGUGUUUUCUGUUUUACCGUUCACGCUCCCUGUCAUGUCUGCCCGUGUUUCACUGUCUCUGUGAAAACUACACUUCCCUUCUUCCCGUCGUUUCCGGCCCUGUCUGCGUGUUAUUGUCCGCACCUGUCUGUCAUUUUGUCAUUACCUUGUCUCUUUAUUUAAACCCCGCUGUUUUCCCUUCCCGUUGUCGUGCGUUAACGUUUCGUGUUUCAUGGUGACGCUUUAUGCUCGUUCUCGUAUUUUUCUAUGCUCUGUAUGCCCUUUGUUCUUGUUCCCUGCAGCCUCCAGCCGUUUGUGUUUUCCCUGUUGUGUCGCCCGUUCGAGGACUACCCUCCCCUUCGUGGAAGUUGUCUGCCUGCACCCCUUCCUGUGUCUUACCCAGCACUUAGCCUAUGUUUUACUGUGGGCGUGAUAAAGGAGGACCCUACCUCACCACCCACAGCGGAGACUCUCCAGCCGUCCCUGGCGCACCCUGCCGCACCAGCCUCCCCUCUCGAGCCUUCCAGGGCUCCGCCUCUCAAGCCUCUCGAGCCUUCCAGGGCUCCUCCUCCCGAGCCUCCCAGGGCUCCGCCUCUCAAGUCUCUCGAGUCUUCCAGGGCUCCUCCUCCGGAGCCUCCUAGGGCUCCGCCUCUCCAGUCUCUCAAGUCUUCCAGGGUUCCUCCUCUCGAGCCUCCCAGGGCUCCGCCUCUCAAGUCUCUCGAGCCUUCCAGGGCUCUGCCUCCCGAGCCUCCCAGGGCUCCGCCUCUCAAGUCUCUCAAGUCUUCCAGGGCUCCUCCUCCUGAGCCUCCUAGGGCUCCGCCUCUCCAGUCUCUCGAGUCUUCCAGGGCUCCUCCUCCCGAGCCUCCUAGGGCUCCACCUCUCCAGUCUCUCGAGUCUUCCAGGGCUCCUCCUCUCAAGCCUCCCAGGGCUCCGCCUCUCAAGUCUCUCGAGCCACCCAGGGCUCCGCCUCCCGAUCCUCCUACGGCUCUGCUCCCAGAGACUCCAGAGCCUUCUAGGGCUCCACCUCUGAAACCUCCUAUGGCGCCCCCUCUCUCGGCUCUGCCUUCAGAGCCUUCCAGGUAUCCGCCUCUGAAACCUCCUACGGCACCACCUCCCUCGGCUCCGCCUCUGAAACCUCCUAUGGCGCCACCUCCCUCGGCUCCGCCUCCAGAGCCUUCCUCGACUCAGCCUCCAGAGCCUCCCACAGCUCCGCCUCCUGGGCCUCCUGAGCCAUCCUCGGCUCCGCCUUCCUCAACCCCGUCUCCUAGGCCUUCCUCGGCUCCGCCUCCUGAGGUACCCUUUGCUGCGCCUCCUGAACUUCCCUUGGCUCCGCCUUCAGAGCCUUCUUCGCCCUCGCCACCUUCGACUCCGCCUCCUGAACCUUCCUCGGUUCCGCCUCUGGAGUCUCCUUCAGCUCCACCUCCUGAGCCCCCCUCGGCUCCGCCUCCAGUGGCUCCCCCAGCUCCGCCUUCUGAGCCUUCUACGCCAUCGCGUCCCUUGGCUCCGCCCAACACUGUUCCGCCUCCUGACCCACCCAAGGCCUUACCGCCUGAGUCUGCCACGGCUCUGCCUGUCUCUGCUCCACCCCCAGGGUCUCCGGCGUCCUUGUCUAGGCCUCCUUCGGUGCUGCCACCCAAGGCCACGACUGCUCCGCCUCAGAAGACCACCUUGGCUCCGCCAGCUUCCCCAGUGGCCACUCCUCCUCCCGGGCCCCCUGAACCGGCCCUUGCCCAGUGGCCGCCACCUAGACCACCUAAACCCAUCCCUGUCCUGUGGCCGCCUCCCUGGCCUCCUAAACCUGUCCCAACCCAGCGGACGCCCCCCAGACCUCCUGAACCGGUCCUUGCCUUGUGGCCACCUCCCUGUCUCCUGGACCUGUCCCUGCCCGGUUGAUGCCCCCCAGGCCGCCGGACCCGGUCCCCUUCGCAUACCCCCAUAGACUGCUUGCCUGCCCUCUCGGCCUCCCUGGUCUGCCUGUCUGUCCUCUCGACCUCCCUGGUCUGCCUGACUCCCGUGGACUGCCUAAUUGCCCCCUUGGCCGGUCUCAGCACCCCUUGCACCCCCGUGAAUUGUCUUUGUGCCCCUUGUUCUCCCCCUGGUCUGUCUGUUUUCCCCCCAGUCUACCCCCUCUUUCCUGGGUUCUUCAUUCCUUUUUAUUGUUUUCUUUUGUUGAUUCCGUCUGGAAUCCGGUCCUUUUGAGGGGGGAUUAUGUCACGGUCUCGCUCACCUGCACCGUGUCUCGUGUCGUCUGCACCGUGUUUCGUGUCGACCUUCCUGUGUCUUACCCAGCACUUAGCCUAUGUUUUCCCAUCGUGGACUUUUUAUUUGUUCCAGCGUUUGUUUCUUUUCGUGUUCCUUCUCAAUAAACUGCGUUUGGAUCCCAAUCACCCUUCUGCCUUCUCCCACUUCCUCAGUUCAUUACAGAAAGCAGGGAUUGAAAAUGUCUUUCUCAGAUAACAUAGUUAAUCUUUUCUUCCUGAGCUGUCAAGACGUACUAAUUCAUCAUGAUUACUGGGUUUCAAAUCAUCAGUGUAUUUUCUGUUUCUAAUUCAAUGAUUCUGCAACUAUUAUGUGCUCACUGCAACUUUCACUGGCAUAUGCUGACGUUUGCUCGAUCCUACAGGAUCAAUAUGAUUGCUUUGAUAGAAGUGCCAUAAAAGUUCCUUUACAGUCACGAUCAUAAUCGACUUUACAAAUAAGCAGAAGCACCCUGAUAUAUCAAACAUAUGAACACCCAUACAAAACAUUCUUUCCUUCAUUUAACAUGAACCAUCUAACCACUUCAUAUACCUAUUCUACUUGUGCAGACGUUUCCAGUCCUCCUUGGUGUGGAAGGGGAAUGACUUAAUUUUUCCCCUAGGUGAAUCACAAGAGUCAAAUUCCAAAAAUGACAAAGCACUUAGAUGCUCAAAGAAUAAAACCAAGGUUUCUUUAUUUUUUUUAAUUCCCCAAUUACAAAUUCAAACAAUUUAAGUCAAAUUAAUGUAUUAUUAUUAUUAUUAUUAUUAAUAGUAAUAUUAAUAAUAACAAUAACUUUAAUCAGUAUUCAUUUAAUAGUUAAGCACACUGUCAGAAAUACAAAAUAUAAUAAAUUCCUUCUUUUUGUGCCCCACCACCAUCUUUUUGCACAUAUACAAAUUUAGGCAUUCAGUAGUAAAUCUAAAAAAAAUAAAUUACAUAAAACUUUAGGAUCAAACAUCAAACAUUUUAAGAUCAAAUAUCAAAGACUGCUUGAUUUGAACUUGGUGUUCAUGUGCUUGAAUAAAAUUUGCCUGUCAACUAGAAAUGGUGACAAUGUACACAUUAACAUCAAAUAAACUUUGGUUUGAUAAACAUUAAUAAACAAUGACCUAGUCUAUUUGAUCAGUGUGAAAGAACCUACAUUUUAGGUUCAGUACAUUUGGUUUUACUGUUAUCCAAUCCCAGAUGACUUUCUUUCUUCUGCAGAACACAAAUGAAGAUUUUUAGAAUAAUAUUUCAGUUCUGUAGGUACUCACAAUGCAAGUGAAUGGUGAUCAGACAUUUGUAGCUACAAAAAUCACAUAAAGGAAACAUGAAAGUAAUCCAUAAGACUCCAGUGUUGAAAUAUCUUCAGACGGGAUAUAUUAGGUACUUUUUUUUGUAUA
Molecule: messenger RNA, 9101 nt
Organism: Xyrauchen texanus (razorback sucker)
Lineage: Eukaryota; Metazoa; Chordata; Actinopteri; Cypriniformes; Catostomidae
Product: basic proline-rich protein-like
Exons: 1
Coding region: 5743-7368 (541 amino acids)
Source: RefSeq, a predicted model, not a curated record